Messenger RNA from Branchiostoma belcheri (Belcher's lancelet), 873 nucleotides. Its product is annotated as ribonuclease P protein subunit p29-like. Gene Ontology annotation, molecular function: ribonuclease P RNA binding. The transcript is spliced from 7 exons. Gene Ontology annotation, cellular component: ribonuclease P complex; ribonuclease MRP complex. NCBI's taxonomy places the organism in Eukaryota, Metazoa, Chordata, Leptocardii, Amphioxiformes, Branchiostomatidae. Gene Ontology annotation, biological process: tRNA 5'-leader removal; rRNA processing. Bases 121 to 804 code for a protein of 227 amino acids. The record is from RefSeq and is a predicted model, not a curated record.
ACUGUCAUGGCGGCGAUAACAUGAAGUUUUGAUACAUCUCAUCGGUAAAAACACCGUGUUUGGUGUAUGGAAGUAGAUAAAACAGUUUGGAACCCCAGAGGUCGUUGAAGAGGUGUCAGUAUGGAAGGGGAUCAGAACCAAGAUCUACUUUACCAGCCACUUCCUCAGCAUAUUAGCGAAGAAAAGGAGAAGUUGGGUUUGAAGGAGCUGGACUGCCCCAAGGACAAGUUUGUGGAAUCCUUCCUGGAGAGACACAUCCAGAACUUCAAGCCGAGUGAGAAGAAAGAUCUGAAGAAGUCUUACUUGCUGCUAGACCUCCCCUACAGGCAGAAACCUACUGUAGCCAAGAAGAAGACAACCCUGAACAGCAGGGAGAAGAGAGAGAAGAAAGUGUAUGACAUCCCUCCUGAACAUCAGAAGUACUCAUUGUAUGUUCCUCUCCAUAAGUUGUGGCUCCAGUACAUAAAGGAUCAUUUGCAACUUACACCCACAAGCAACUUGACCUUGCUACAGAAAAAAAUGCUGAAGGCUGACGUCCAUGGAGCCCUGGUCACAGUGUGUAAGUCCAGGUGCCCAGCCUAUGUAGGGCUGACAGGGAUCAUUCUACAGGAGACCAAAAAUGUCUUCAAGAUCAUCACCAAGGACGACAAACUAAAGACUGUCCCCAAGGCCAACUCCGUCUUCUCAGUGGAGUUUGAAGGGCUGAGAGCCAAGAUCUACGGGAACCACUUCUGUAUGAGGUCCGCAAGACGUGCCAGCAAGAAGUUCAAGAUGCCCAUGAAGAACCCAACCAUCGAUCUGUGAUGAGAGAGGACUCUUUUCAUCUAUCCCUUAGUCUUAGUUAUUCAACUGUUGGGCACCACAGACAAUCUG